AUGUUUAUGUUUGGGGUGUUAAUUUAUUUUUUUGGUUUAAUAAGUAUUUUUUUUAACCGGAAUCAUAUUUUAAUUUUGUUUUUGUGUUUAGAGUUUAUAUAUUUAGGAAUCUUAUAUAAUGUUGUACUUUUUGAUGGGUUUAAAUAUGAUUUUUUGAGAAUAAUCUUGUUUAUAAUUCUUGUGGUUUGCGAAGCUGGGUUGGGGCUAAGAAUUUUAGUUAUAGGAGUUUAUUUUUAUGGAAAUGAUAAAUUAAAUUCAAUAAAUUUAAUAAAAUGUUAA
Ornithodoros turicata is the source of this 279-nucleotide messenger RNA. The record is from the annotation of a RefSeq genome assembly. Lineage: Eukaryota; Metazoa; Arthropoda; Arachnida; Ixodida; Argasidae.